AAUCACAUGAGUAAAUCAAAUCAUUGUGUUUACUGUUGUUGGUCCAGUGGCGAGACGAGCCAAGCACGCAGAAUAAUAUCAAUGCAUUUAGGUCCUGCAGUAGCAGCAGCAGCCCAUAACACCACGGCCUGUUGUUCCGCCAUUCCGCCAAUGAGAGCGUGCUUCUGCCGCACAGCCAGCCCAAUGAGAAGGGUUCUGGGUCCGAGCGAGAGUUCAGCUUCUUCCAUCUGAGAAGGGGGACAACAAUCGUCUCUCCUGCACCGUGCAACCGGGGAUGCUUCAAUCUUAAAGGAUAAUCUGCUAUUGUCUGAAGUGAAAGUUGACGUGGAUAUCAAGCUGAAUGCUGCCGUUAAGAAAUUUACAGAUGAGAACGAGGUGCCGCUUGGCCCAGGGACGCGAGUCCUGCCGCUGAAGCCCGAUGCGAUCGCCCGUGCGAUGGACCGUUGUAAGCACGUGGGGCGCCUGCGCCUGGGCCACAACCACUCCAUCCUCAACCCUCAGAAAUGGCAGUGCGUGGACUGCAGCAGCACAGACUCGCUGUGGGCCUGCCUGAAGUGCUCCCACGUGGCGUGCGGCCACUUUGUGGAGGAGCACUCCCUCAAGCACUUCCAGGACUCCUGCCACCCGCUGGCCAUGGAGGUGCGCGAGCUGGACGUCUUCUGCUUCGCGUGCGGCGACUACGUGCUCAACGACAACGCCGAGGGCGACCUCAAGCUCCUCCGGGGGGCGCUGUCCACCGUGCGGAGCCCCGGGCGCCGCUCGCUGCGGUCCUCGGCGGCGGCGGCGGGGGCAGCGGGGGGGGAGGGCGGGGCUCUGCCGGCGGCCAUGCAGCUGGCGGUACGGCACCGCAGGAAGGCCCUCCUGCGGACCAUGCUCUGCCGCUGGAUGGGCCGGCGGCAGGUCCUGCAGAGCCGGCGGGAGCACGAGGUGGAGGAGGAGAAGGAGGAGGUGCGGCGGCAGCGCCGAGAGGUGAAGAAGAGGCUGAUGGAGGAGCUGGGCAACGUCCCUCCCCGCAAAAGCGCCCGGCUCCUGACCCAGGGCCCCCGCUCGACCAUAACGUUCAUCCCCCUUAAGUUCCGGGACCCACCGGAGCGGCUACCUCCCCCUCCGCCCCCGCACCCGCCCAAGAAGCAGCCCCCGCCCCUGGCCCUGUCGCGCAAGGCGCCCCCCGGCGGCCGGGCGGUCAAGCUGAGGAAGUUCCGCUCGAGCCGCACGGCGCGGCGGCGGCGGCUGGCCCCCGGGGUCACAGGCCUGCGGAACCUGGGCAACACGUGCUACAUGAACUCUAUCCUGCAGGUGCUCAGCCACCUGCAGAAAUUCAGGGAGUGUUUUCUCACCUUGGACACGUGUGAGACCGAGGAGCUGCUGGCCAAGACCCCCGCCCCCCCGGGGGUGAGGGGCGUGGCGGGGGGGUUGGUCAGCGAGGGGGGCGGCGCUGCCGCCGCCCUGUCCCCCUGCCCCCUGGGGCGCAUCGGGAAGGCGGGCUGCGUCGCGCCCGCCCUCAGCGCGGCCGAGCUGGUCCAGCCCAAAGAGCCGCGCGUCUCCACCCGCCAGCAGAUGUCGCUGUGCCACGAGCUGCACACGCUCUUCAGGGUCAUGUGGUCGGGGCGGUGGUCCCUGGUGUCCCCCUUCGCCAUGCUGCAUUCGGUGUGGAACCUCAUCCCGGCGUUCCGGGGCUACGACCAGCAGGACGCCCAGGAGUUCCUGUGCGAGCUUCUGGACAAGGUGCAGCAGGAGCUGGAGUCGGAGGGGUCCAAGCAGCGCAUCGUCAUUCCCAUCAGCCAGCGCAAGCUCUCCAAGCAAGUGCUGAAGGUUCUCAACACCAUCUUCCACGGGCAGCUACUCAGCCAGGUGACAUGUUUGUCCUGCAAGCACAAGUCAAACACGGUUGAGCCCUUCUGGGAUCUCUCGCUGGAGUUCCCCGAGCGCUACCACAGCAUAGCAAAAGGCUCGGCCUACCAGCGCAGCUGCACACUCACAGAGAUGCUGGCCAAGUUCACAGAGACAGAGGCCCUGGAAGGCAACAUCUACGCCUGCAACCACUGCAACAAAAGAAGACGUAAGACUUCCCACAAACCCUUGGUGUUGUCUGAAGCCUGCAAGCAGCUGCUGAUCUACCGCCUACCUCAGGUUCUGCGGCUCCACCUGAAGCGUUUCAGAUGGUCAGGGCGGAAUCACAGGGAGAAGAUAGGCGUCCAUGUGGCCUUCGACCAGGUUCUCAACAUCAAGCCUUACUGCUGCACGGGGUCCGGCCACAGUGUCCACCGCGGGGGCUACACCUACGACCUGUCUGCCGUGGUGAUGCAUCAUGGGAAAGGCUUUGGCUCAGGGCACUACACCGCAUACUGCUAUAACACAGAAGGAGCGUUCUGGGUCCACUGUAAUGACUCUGAGAUGAACGUGUGCAGCGUGGAGGAGGUUUGCAACACUCAGGCCUACAUCCUCUUUUAUACCCAGAGGUCUGGCUAGGUCGGGCUCUCUGAAGAGGACCACUGGAACGGCACUGCCGCCCACGGCUGCACCUGGGCGAAUAACAUUUCUUUUUAUUUUUUUUAUUUUUUUUAUUUUUUCUUAAUCAAUGGGCUAGAAGAAAUGAGAACAAGGUCACGAGGACACGGUCAAAUCCUUUUUUCCCAGUUAUCUGACGACUCAACCAAAAAUAUUUGCAGACGAUACCCAAUGGAAACAUAGUUUAUCCAAUCUUUGGCCUACCAAAGAGAUGACGGCGGCCCUGUGUUGUACCGAAGUAGUUGCCCACUUUGAAGCCAAAUUGGCUUAUAAAAAGGUCAUGUUGUCGGCAUCCCGUUUUGCAUAUUGAAUUAACACUUCCUAGACAAAGAGGGUAGGGUGUGUGGAGCCGACGGGGGACCGACCUCAGUCCCUGCUCUGUCUGCGGUGGGUCCAGGCUUUAGUGAAUCAUAUUCCAUAUCUAUUGAGUCUUGAGACUCAGCGGGCACAGCCGUGUGAGAGCCCAAGAACCUUUUACAUUGGAAGGCAAUAUUGAUUCUGGACCUAAUGAAGGCAUUACUGUGGCGAUCAUUUGUACAGAACAGGCGAGGACCAAAGAUGAUCCGAAACCGGGACUUCAUGUGACUCUAAGCGUCACUGGCAUGUGGUUUCGGGUCAGGUUUCGUCCUCGGACUGUAGUGCACUGCAGACUACUGUUCAGAACCGAUGUUGCCUCCCAUUUAGUUUUUUUCUUUAAUGGACCGGUGUCAUUUUGACCGAUCACAUCGCUGAUGGUCUGGGGUCUGGGGUCCAUCAGUGGAAAUGGAGCGCAUGGUUUGUAAUGGCUUUCAUUUGUUACUCGCUGCCAUUCCUGUUGGAAAAUGUGUGGGGAAAAAUCCUGACUUAAAGCUGACCAGCCAUAGGUACCGUUGAUACGAACAAUGUCGUAUGACAUUAGAAACCGGCACUUUAGAAUGCAUUUUCUUGCACUCUAUCCAUCGAUAUCUGCAUCCCAUUGGCCGAGCAGUGGUCCCCAAGCUUCUUUUGUCACCCCCCCCCCCCCCCCCCCCCCAUUCUGUUAAAAUACGUAACUUAACUGUUAUCGGUUCGGAGCAGUUUGCACACAGCGUGCGCAGUUUCAACAUUUCCUAGGCGUGGGUCAACCCGCUGUAUGAUCUGUGCGCUCAGGCCCUGAUUAUAUAACUACUUGUUCAUUCCGGUUCACAAGAGUUCCCGCGCGGCCACUAUAGCGUUUGACGCAGUCUUUUAAAUUGUGUAGCGAGUUAAUGGGUUUAUUUACGGCUCUCGUGAGCAACACGUUUGCAAUCGUUUGUUUCGCCUGGGGAUACAGUCUGUGAUUGAGCUCCCCCCCCCCCCACACUCCCCCCCCCCCCCCCCCCCCCCCCUCCUCACCCUCACCCCUCACAACUGUUCCAUCCCAUCUCCCUUUGCCUCCCCUGCAGUAUCUCUACGCCUCCCACAUAGGGAAACACUGGGCCACAACUUCACUGCAUGGGCCUGAUCGGAGGUUUAUUGUCUGUCAAGCUCUUAUAGUAGUUUGUGUUUUGAUUUUUCCAAUCAUUCGUCAACAUGAAUGGCUGCAGAUGGCAUUAUGUUGAAUGUCUGUUACUAAAUCCAUACGGUUGUACUCUAUAUAAAGAGGGAGUUUCCAGUAAUGAGUCAACCCUACACCAGAAUGGUCCUUGAGUUAAAUCAUUGUGAAAAGUCAUCCCCAAGGGGUAGUUUGAGUACUGAUCCAUGUGUCGUAUGUGUUUGCAUCUUGUACUCUCCUCAAUUGUACUGCUGUGACUGAAUACUGUGUCUUAGCCUUGAGGCCUUGGUUUGGGCUAACAUAAAUGGACAAAUUGAUUUAUAGAUUCUUAUUUUUUUUGUUCUUAUCCGUAAACAUCCCUCCGAUAAGUUUGCCGUCUGUGAGAAAUAGUUUUGAGAGUCACGGCAGGCUGCCAUGGGGGAGCUAUCGUUGCAGGUCCUAUUUUGUGAUUGUUGGUUUUCCAGACACCUAAACCCCCUGGCAGCUCGUUCUUCUGCCCCGAUUGAAACGUUAGACCGGUGUGGCCCGGUUCUGUACCUCUGCGCCAUGCGCAGCGUCUCUAAAACAAGGAGACGGGCAGACCGUGACGUGCUGAAGAAUGUUGUUUUUUUUGGAGAUUAUGGGUUCCCAUUACUUUCCAAGUUGAGCACCUGAAAGCAAUAUAUUGUACGUUUUUAAAUCUCAACGGGAAAUUAAGAUACAAUUCAGGAAUUCUUCGGCUUGUGAUACAAUGUUUUUUUUCUACUCUGCUGUUUCCAUCAAGUUCUCUGGAAUUUGAGGUAAUCAAGAAAAAAAACUGUUGACGUAUUUGAUACGAGUCGAAUGCGAAGUACCUUUUGUGAACUCUAUAAGUUGGAACAAUCUAAUGACGAUGAAUGUCUUACUUUUUAGUGGUCAGGUAUGGCCCUUCCACUGGCCCCAUGUCCUUACGUUUUGUCUUGUAAGAAAACUGUAAUAAAUGUAAUGGUCUAAUGGUUCUUGCCUGAAGAUAGUUAUUAAAAAUGACAAUGAUAUUGAAA
Messenger RNA from Gadus macrocephalus (Pacific cod), 5019 nucleotides. RefSeq names its product ubiquitin specific peptidase 49 (gene usp49). Gene Ontology annotation, molecular function: cysteine-type deubiquitinase activity; zinc ion binding. Gene Ontology annotation, cellular component: cytoplasm. Lineage: Eukaryota; Metazoa; Chordata; Actinopteri; Gadiformes; Gadidae. Bases 436 to 2469 code for a protein of 677 amino acids. Gene Ontology annotation, biological process: protein deubiquitination. The record is from RefSeq and is a predicted model, not a curated record. The transcript is spliced from 7 exons.